Ascoidea rubescens DSM 1968 is the source of this 1862-nucleotide messenger RNA. Its product is annotated as Zn(II)2Cys6 transcription factor domain-containing protein. Bases 284 to 1789 code for a protein of 501 amino acids. The transcript has a single exon. NCBI's taxonomy places the organism in Eukaryota, Fungi, Ascomycota, Saccharomycetes, Ascoideales, Ascoideaceae. Gene Ontology annotation, biological process: regulation of DNA-templated transcription. The record is from RefSeq and is a predicted model, not a curated record. Gene Ontology annotation, molecular function: DNA-binding transcription factor activity, RNA polymerase II-specific; zinc ion binding.
AAAAACCACCUUGUUGAUUGAUAAAAUAGCUCGCACCGAUAAUAACUAUCCCUACCUUUUAUCUCCAUAUACCUUCAUGGUUAUCCUAUAAUCAAAUCAUUCUAUUACUUCCAAUAUAAAUAAAGCGAUAUCAUCUUGUAUUUCUAUCUAGAUAUCUCUUUUUUUUCUAUCUUUCUUGGUAGCACAAUUAGAAAAUAAUACAAUCUACAAUCUACAAUCUACACUGAUACACUGAUACACUGAUACACUAAUUCCCUUGCAUUUUUCUUUUUUAUCAAUAAAAAUGUCUCACUGCUUCAACCACCACAUAAACUCGACUUUGAUCUCUUCAAAGCCUUUACUUCACUAUCAUCACAAUAACAAUAGUAUCAACGAUUCCCACGUUUUUGCUCAGACAAAUAUCAAAACUUCAUCUUCAACCUCAAUGUUCACAACAACCUUGUCUUCUCAGAAUCAUUCAAUCACAAAAAAUUAUAAUACUACUACUACUACUGAUUAUAAUAAUGAUAAUGAUAAUAAUGAUAAUAAUGAUAAAAAGAGAAAAACUAUACCCGUCUUAUUGCCCUCGCUAGGUAGCACUUUAAAUAACUAUCACUACUCUGAUAACAGCGAAAACUUUUCAAAUCUGGAAAUUCCAUUUUCUUUAAGAAAAUCCAAAUCCUCAUUUUAUAAUAAAUACUCAAAAAACAUUGAGUUACCUCCCUUAAGAUCAAUUACUCCCCUAAAACACAACAUUGAAAACACCAAUAAUCAAUUUAGUUAUACUAAUUCUCCUUCUCCAAAUAAUUUGAACAUCAAAUUAAAUGACCAUUCUUCAUGCUUGAACGCAACCCAACCUACCUCACCUCUUCAGAACAACUCAGAUCUAACUACAAUAACCAUCACAUUGCCAAUAAAUUCUAACUUAUUCAAGAAUAUCUCCCCUGGCUCUUUUUCUGACAAUAACAGUCUUAACAAUAUAAUAAAUGAUACAAUAAUAAAUUCAGUCAAGCAAGCCACAACUCAAGCUGCUAACCACAUUUUUAAUUUUUCAAACAAUAACACCUCUUCCAAAUUUGAACAUUCAACUACUCACAAUAACCAAUCAGAAAUACAGCAAAAUGGUUUGCAUCCAAAUCAAAAUAACCACCUUACCACUGAUACUAAAAACAUAGAUGACAUAAACAGCAACAACAACAACAACAACGGUAAUGGUAAUAUUAAUAUUAAUGCCAACGCAAAUAUCAGCAACAAUAUCAAACCAAACUACCUUAACCAAUCUCACUGCAAAAAGAAAAGACAAAGAGUUGGCCCUUCUUGUGAUUUGUGUAGAUCAAGAAAAGUCAAAUGUGAUGCUGAAAUCAUAGUCAUUAGAAAUUUAAAUCCCACCUCAAAUCAAAAAAAUACCAAAAUAAAAUCUGACAACUCAGAAACAGAAAACAAUGAAUAUCAAGUGAUAAAAAACUUCAAUCUCAAAGACUACAAUUUGACUGAAAAAGAGUUGCAAAUGAUCUACGACAAAUACAACACUGCUAAAAAGGAACAGUUUCACCUAACCUCUUCCAUCUCUGGCAUGAUCACUCCCAACGCAUCCCAGACCUCCUCUCCAAGACUAAAUGGCCUUGGAAAUGGCCUUGGAAAUGACGCUGAAUACGAUGAAUACAAUGGCUACCUCUACAUCAAAACCCAAACAAAGCUCAUCAGAUUCAAGCCUUGCAAUGCCUGCACCGCUAGAAGCGUCAAAUGCUGCUUCUCCAGAGGCUUUACCAGAGAGGACAUGGUGAACAACAACAAGAGACGCAAGCUAUAACUCUAUUCCACAUACCCAUUGCACUAUGUAGUUUGUACCACUAAUCUAUACUAUAUCUCACGCCCUUUACCAC